AAAUAUGUUUGCAUAAUUUACAUAUAUUUAUGUAAUGUUUAUAUACAUUAUAAUAUAUUUAUGUACAAUAUAUUUUUGUACAUGUGUAAAGUGGUUCAAACAUAUACAACUACAAGUUACACCUAUUAAUAGUUACAUUUUUUGGAGCCGAAUGCAUUUGUUUGAAUAGGUUAUGUUUACUUGCCACUGAAACCUCUCGUGCAACUUGAAGUAUAAGUAAAUAAUUAGUAGAAUUCUAUGAAUUAAUUUUAAUGAGAUAUAGUUUGUACAAAGAAACAUCAUGAGUAAUAACGAUAUUGAUAAAGGAAUAAUUACUUAUAUUUAUUUAGAAAAUUUUGUGACUUAUGAUAAAGUUUGUGUAAAACCUGGUAGGAACUUAAAUGUUAUUAUUGGCCCUAAUGGCACUGGUAAAUCGACAAUUGUUUGUGCGAUUGUGCUUGGAUUGGGAGGUAAACCUACCACCAUUGGUCGAGCUAUUCAUGUUGCGGAUUAUAUAAAAAGAGGAUGUGAUGAAGCAAAGAUUGAAAUUCAUCUUAAAAAUGGGAAAGGCAACGAUAUUGUUAUUCGAAGAAUAUUUAACAAAUGCGGGAAAUCUUUCUGGUUCCUUGAUAAUAGACAAACAGGUAUUAAAGAAAUACAGGAAUUAACAACAAGUCUUAACAUACAGAUAGAUAAUCUUUGCCAAUUUCUCCCACAAGAUAAAGUACAAGAUUUUUCAAAGAUGAAUGCACAAGAAUUGUUAGAAAAUACAGAAAGAUCUGUUUGUAAUCCCAUUAUAGUCGAACGUCACAAAAACUUGAUACAAUAUAGGAUAGAUCAUAAGGAUUUAGAGAAACAAAUUGAAAGUAAAAAAAAGUCACUAGAAUCGAAAAUUCAGAUUUACGAUAGUUUAAAAGAAAGUGUCAGUAGUAUAAAAGAAAAGAAAUUAAUAAAGGAGAAAAUUUUACGUUUGAAACAGAAGAAAGCAUGGAUACUAUAUGAACAAAGACGUAAAGAACUAGUUAAGUUAAAAGACAUGAAGAAUGCUGCACAAACUGAAGUGGCACAUUUAGAAGCGGAAAUAAAGCCUGUUAAUGACGCAAUAACACAAAUUAAGUCAGAAAUUCAAUCGCUUCAAACUUGUCUUUCAGACCAUAAAAAUAAAGUCAAGAUCAAAGAUAUGAAACUGAAGAAAAUGAUGGACAAUAUUGUAGACUACGAAAAUGAUGUUAAAGAUUGCGAAAAUUCAUGCAAGCAAAGAAUUCAAAUAGAAGAGGCUCGAGAUCACGACAUUGAUAUUGCACAGAAACAAAAAAAAAAACUUGAUAACGAUUUAUUACUAAUGUUGAAAGAUAUUGGAUCUGAGGAAAUUUUAGUGAAACAGCGCCAAGAAAUAAUAUCCGACAUAGAAAAGAAAAGGAAUAUCAUUAAUAUGUUAGUAGGCCAAGCUUCAGAAUCAAAACAAAAAGAAGACCAGCUAAACCUUGAAAUUGCAUCUCAAGAAGCAGAACUACAAGCUCUUAAUAUUGAAGCAAAACGAUUACAAUUGUUAAGGGAGAGAAGUGUUGAUACAUAUAAAGCAGUGCAGUGGCUGAGGGAAAAUCGUAACAAAUUUUCAAAUAUGAUACAUGAACCUAUAUUACUUAAUAUGAACGUGAAGGAAGCUUCUUACGCAAAGUAUUUGGAAAAUAUCAUUCCAUUUCGGGACAUGAUAGCAUUUGUUUGUGAAGAUAAACAAGAUAUGAAUAUGUUAUUGCAUUACUUAAGGGACGAGCACAAUUUACAAGUAAACGUUGUACAUUCCGAUCCUGCGAAAGAUGUUUCUAUGAAUCCAAUUGUUCCAUUGCAACACAUUAAACAAUUUGGCUUUACUCAUUACUUAGUAUCGCUGAUUGAAGCUCCGAGCACCAUUAUGAAAUAUUUAGUGUCUAUGUAUAAUUUAAACAAUAUACCCAUAGGAAAAAAUCAAGUUGAUGAUAACAUCGAUCGUAUACCUAACAAUAUACGUUGUUACUUUAGUCAAAAUAAUGUAUAUAUGGUAAAUAGAUCUAAGUACACUGGAGAAAAAUCUAUCGGAAUGCAACCAGUAUCGGGUACAGGAAUGUUAUCUAUUGUGUUAGAUAGAUCAAGAAUGUUAAACAUUGAAGAAAAAUUGAAAGUAUUACGAGAGAAGAAAAACAAGGAAAGUAAUAAACUUAAACAGCUUGAUGAGCAAGUACAUGAACAAAAUAAAGAGUUAGAUAAAAUAAAAGCUACCAGAAACAAAUAUCAGCAAGAUCUUCAACAAAUACAAACUCUGAAAUCUAAAAUAUAUAUAGUGGAGAAAAAAGUUGUAGAUUUACAAAAUGGGCGAACCACUGUUGAAGAAAUAAAAAAAUCUUCUACUAAAGAAAUAAAGAAAAUUAUGGAGAAGCAAAUAAAAAUAUAUAAAGCAUACAAUACUGAAUUAGUAGAGUCUGUUGAAUGCAUUAUGGACAGUGAGACAACCGACUAUGUAUUAACAUUGCGUAAUCGAUCUUUGAGAAUGAAAAUAAACAAUUCUCACGAUUUAAGAGAGCGACUCAAGGAAGCAGAAGAUAAAGUGAAGCAAUUAUGCCAGGAAUUACAACCUCUGAAGUACGAAGUACAAAGAAUAUUUAAUCAAGCAUUGCAAACUACCAAUGGUAUCAGUGCCUCGGACGGUGCGUUUGCACCCAUAAAAAAGAUAUUCAAUAAAUUGCCGCCGACCAUAGAGGAAAUUAAUAAUGAAUUGAAUAUCGCGCAAGCAAAAAUGUUUUGUAUGGGAAAUAAUAUAGACGGAGAAAAUAUAUUACAAGAAUAUGAGCAAGUAGAACAAGAUAUAAACCAAUUAAAAGAUUCGAUUCAGAGUAAAACACAAGAAUUACAAAAAACUACACAAAAUAUAGAAUCGUUACGAAAAGAAUGGUUAACGCCUUUAUCACAAACCAUUGAAAAAAUUAAUUCUAAUUUCAGUAUGUAUUUCUCAGCAAUGGAUUGUGCUGGUGAAGUUGUAUUGGCACAACCAGAGAAUCGUAUGGAAUUUGAUCAGUAUGGUCUUAAGAUUAGGGUAAAAUUCAGAAAUACCGACCAAUUACAAGAAUUAACAAGAUAUCAUCAAAGUGGUGGAGAAAGAGCUGUAACUACUGCUAUUUAUAUGAUUGCACUUCAGGAAUUGUCAAGAGUACCAUUUCGCUGUGUUGAUGAAAUUAAUCAGGGCAUGGAUGCUGUAAAUGAAAGAAGAGUAUUUAAUUUGCUUGUGAAAAUGACUGGACGAGCAAAUAGUUCUCAGUAUUUUUUACUCACACCAAAGUUACUACCGGAUUUACAAUAUUCAGAGACAGUGACGGUCCAUUGUGUGUUCAAUGGAGCGUUCAUGAUUAAUCAUACAGAAUUUGAUACAGAAAAGUAUUGUGAGUUCAUUGUUGGGGCAAUGGAAAGAGAAUGUACGGAUGACGAUUGACGAUUAAAAUAUUUUGUUAUGUCUAAAUACUACAUAUAUUAUAAUGUUUACAUUGAAAAUGUAGUUACACAGAGUAUUAUAGAUAUAUUUUUCCGAAUA
Molecule: messenger RNA, 3538 nt
Organism: Bombus huntii
Lineage: Eukaryota; Metazoa; Arthropoda; Insecta; Hymenoptera; Apidae
Gene: SMC5
Product: structural maintenance of chromosomes protein 5
Exons: 15
Coding region: 281-3439 (1052 amino acids)
Biological process (GO): double-strand break repair via homologous recombination
Cellular component (GO): Smc5-Smc6 complex
Molecular function (GO): ATP binding; ATP hydrolysis activity
Source: RefSeq, a predicted model, not a curated record